Messenger RNA from Coregonus sp. 'balchen', 2215 nucleotides. The record is from the annotation of a GenBank genome assembly. Lineage: Eukaryota; Metazoa; Chordata; Actinopteri; Salmoniformes; Salmonidae.
GUGUGAUUGUUUCGUUUUGAAGACGGAGUUAUGGCGGCGCCAGUGGAGGGAACUUCAAAAGUUAACAGAUCCUGCUAAAUAGAGUCAAUCUAUCCUCAUGUAUUAACAGUGAAAACUACAAGAAACGCGUGAGCUCAGAUACCAUUCCGGGCGCUUCAUCAUAACAGUAAGCUGAGAAUAAACGACAUGAUUGAAUUUGGAUAGCUUUAGUUAACGUUAGCUAGCUAACUAGCAAAACAAACCAUAUAGCUGGCUAGUAGUACAUAUAAAGUUAGCUGGCUAACUGACUGGUAAGCUUUCUAGCAUGUCGGCUGUCGUCGUUAGCUAACUAGCUGUCUGUGUGCUGAAAGCUCCCACUGUGAAGGGAAUCUAGCUAGAGCUCUAGCUAGAUAACGUCACAUCUUUAUAUCUGGUUGGAAGUGUAACGUUAACGUUAUUCAUCCUACGCUACAGAUCCAACAACGCUAAGGGACUGCGUUGGGCAUAGGACUGAACAUGUGUUAAGUUUGCUCCAUCGGAAAGGUUUGAUUAGGGGGUCUUAAGGUAAGGGUUAAGGUUAGGCAAAGGGAUAGUGUAACUGCCAUUCAGAACCAUACAAAAUAUUCUGGUAAUUGACUGCCUUUGCCUUAUAUCUUUCCUAAAAUCAGUAACAGAUCUGUAACCCAAAGACAAAGAUCCAGACUGGUGACCUAAGAUGACCAGAGCAGGUCCCCUGCAGCAGCGUCCUCUAGCAGGGUGCAGCGACCCAGACAUCCGGCUGGUUCCCCUGCCCGCCCCGGUGCCCCUGGUCCCCGCUAGCCCCCUGCGGUGUCCGGAACUGGACCUGUCCCUUCCCCUCAGCCCCGACCCGUCACGGCCCAAUCCGGCUAGCCUGCUGAGAGGACGCAGCCACCGGCAGGUCAGUCUGACACAGACACACACCCUGACGGACAGUCACAGAUGGUGCUUUUCUCAGUUGUCAAGACAGCUGUAGAAGUGAUGAGAGAUCUGUGUGUGAGUCUGUGUGUGUUUUUGGAGAGACAUCACUGAAAUGUGUGCCCCUGACUCUACAGGUGCGAUUUGCCUCCGAGGAGCCUGUGGUUGUCACGGUGAUAGCAGAGCCUAGCAACGACCCUCCACCUUGGCAACGCCCUGGACACUCCAGCAGUUACUCAAAGGGCAAAGGACUCCAUGGUAACUAACCCUCCUGGUCUGGAGUCUGAUAAGGUCAUGUUCCCCUGCACAGGUGUUGCAUGCAUCAACCAAUGGUUGUGUGCCACGUCAUUGACUGUGCCGUCGCACCAGAUUGCUAUAACAUAUGAUGUGGUUAGCUGAUACGUAAAAUACCUAUCCAGGUGUUGUAGGAUCUGGCAUGAGUCAGCAAUGUCUGAGCAGAGGAACACAACCUGUAUGGAUGUCUUCCAGAUCUGUUUUCUGACUGGUCAAUAUCUCAUUCUGUAUUCCUCCCAUAGGUGGAGCUCUGCGUAGGAGGGCAAGGUCAGCAACCAAUGAGGAGGCUCCCUGUGAGGAGAGGGGUGGCAGCCUCCCUGAAGGGGCAGAGUUAAAUACUACUCUGGCUCUGAGGGCUGAGCUAGAUGACAUGGCAGGGGCAGAGUUUAACUCCCAGAAGGCUGUGCAGGAGCAACUGCAGAAGUCAACCAGAACCAAGAACAGCAUCAGCGCCCGGGUUACAGAGGGUAACACACACACACAUAGAAACACACACAUGCAGACAUAAACAUAUAGCACACACUAACAGAGUGUAUGUCCUGUCUUUGUCUAUAGGGGUGAAUGUCCCUCCAUCCCAGCACCUCUACAGGGCAUUGGUCAGUGUGAAUGUGGAGGAGGAGGAGCUUAUCAGCCAGGCUCUACGUGACAGGCUGCAGCUGGUCCCGCCCACAUGCAGCCAUGGCAACAAGGCAGGUCCCUCUCACUGACCCCAUCAGAUUACAUUUACCCGUGUGUGUCUAAGCAAUAUGUACAUUGAAAAGUCUCAUGACCUGCAACUAGUCCAUACCUGUAUUUGUAAGUGUGUGUGUGUGUGUGUGUGUGUGUGUGAGAGCAGAAAGAGGACGGUCCUGACCUGCAGGUUUUCUUCAGAGGGGAUCUGCUGAGAGAGAAGCCCCUCCUACCAGGGGAGGAGAUGACCAUGCCACGCCCAAAGCCCAUCCCACGACCCGCACACACAACCUUUGACCUCUACCACAGACAAACAUGCUGGGAGGCCGGACCCUGA